ACGGCGGGCUUGGGAACGGAUCCUGCUGUAUCAUGAGGUCCAAACAUUGUCAGUCAUCAUGGCAAACAUGAUGCUUGCUUAGCAAGUUCGAAUUAUGGAGGAUAAGUACUUAUUGUUCAAUGAAGCAAUGCAAGUUAUUGCAACCGAAUCAGAUCUAUAUGAAGUCCUCCAUUCAGUACGAUAGACGAAGCUUCAGCCAUGGAGAAGCUGUACGAUGGUCCCGUCGCCUUUUGCUCUCUAACAUCGUAUCUUUUAUGAUGCUUCAAGCUCACUGAAAUUCAAGAUACCUUGCAAUGCACUAGAAGAACUUCCCGUUGGAUGUUACACGUCCUGUGCCCGCACUUCGACGUUUCUGACGUGUCUUCGGAAUGGGUUAUGUCGACCACGGCAACGAGAUCUUCAUCUGCCAUACAGUCCGGGAGGUAAUCCUCUGACACCACUUCGCUGACACUUCCAACAGGACUUAAUGCAAUAACCUUUUGAAUUUCCUCCUUACGCUUACAUGCCACGAUUCCAGUCAACUUCCACUGGAACGAUGUCUUUGCGCCUUCUGACCGACCUGACAUGUAUGACCGCGUGACCGUUGAGGGCGGGCCUACAGUGAAUGUCAGAUGCUCAUAGGCGGCCCGCAUCGUGUCCUAUGCAUAUAUACUGCAGUACUCUACUGACAGCGACAUCGGACGCUAAAACUCGCGAUGUUGCUCUGGACCACUGUGGGAUUUUUAUUUAACUACGUUUUAGAGGUACCUGCGCUGUCUCCUCGGUUUCUACCCUGCCAGCUCCAGAAACACGCGAACAUUUCUCCAUUGACAGGGUGCCCUUCUGGGACGGUCUUCGUGUCGCCCAAUGACGGUCGGGCGCAUUUCACGGGCAUUCAGGAGGCAGUGCUGUCACUACCGGACACAGGACAUGCAAUGAUUCUCAUAGGCGAAGGAGAAUAUCAUGAAACAGUCAAUGUCACCCGAAGCGCACCUCUGACUCUACUCGGACAGCUCCGGAGAGAGUCUGCCUUUGCACCCGGAGGAAAUGCCUCGACUCGGAAUCUAGUCCAAAUAUGGAACAACCAGUUUGUGCAGACGGACAUGGAUGACGCUCAGUCCGCGAUGCUCAUCGUGGCGCCGUCAUUCAGUGCGUCUUUAAUUGGCGCAGGGCCUACGGGGGCACCACUGCAACCACUAUUCGGUAAUAUGGACUUCAAGGCGUACAACGUUGACUUUCAGAAUAGAGCAGCGAACUUUUCUAUAUCUCAAGCUCUAGUGACAGAUAUCUCUUAUGCGAAUGCAUCGUUUUAUGGCUGUACUUUCGCAAGCUACCAAGACACAUGGUACACAGGCCGUAAUGCAAGUACGUAUGUCGUGGAGAGCAUUAUUUUUGGACAGACAGAUUAUCUUUUCGGGUUUGGGACCGCGUGGUUUCAAAACGUUGUCCUAGCAAACCGCGCCUGCGGUGGCGGUAUCGUUGUCUGGAAGGGUACAAAUUUCACGGAUGCACCAGGGAACAGGUAUGGGGCGUAUAUCUCAAACUCAAAAAUUAUACGCUCGCCCGAUGCCAACGCCACCACUAUCACUAGUGGAAAGUGUUUCCUCGGUACAUCCUUAUCCGACUAUCCUCAUCCCACAGAAUAUAACAUAGUUGGUCGUCUAGGCCGCCCAUGGAACGAUCUCGCAACAACUGUGUUCUUACGAACCUUCAUGGAUGACAGUGUACAGCCUGCGGGAUGGACGCCUUUCAAUAGCGACAGGCCGGUCAUUAUGAAUACUAAUUUCUACGCGGAGUAUCAUUCCACUGGCCCAGGAGGUAACACGUCAGCUCGCGUACCCAUUGAGCACGUCUUGACAGAUACUGAGGCUAGGGAGUUCACUGUUGAAAAGGUAUUUAUGGAGACACCCAAGUGGAUUGAUUUUGACUAUCAAUAUCCGUGACCGGAAAUAUAUCCUGCUUUAAUUUCUCACAUAAUGCGAGACAGACCGCAUGGAUCGGUCCCCUGGGGUAUGCAGUAGACUUCGAUCUGUCUAGGUUGGUCCCAGCAGCCAUGGAGUUCUCACCAAAAGGCAUCGCGCCUUUGUUUUUGACAAAGGUUUUGUCUUGGUGGAAGUAGGCACGAUGCCAUGGAGUCUAGCA
Messenger RNA from Somion occarium, 2121 nucleotides. Lineage: Eukaryota; Fungi; Basidiomycota; Agaricomycetes; Polyporales; Cerrenaceae. The record is from the annotation of a GenBank genome assembly.